UGUCGCUUCAGCCUGGCUGUGGAGAGGACUGACGCGCCUGUUGCCCCGGGGAGGGGCGCCACCAGGGUAGGAGGAGGAGGUGGAGGAGGUGGAGAGGAAGAGACGCCCUCUCUGCUCGAGCCUUCUCGAGGUUCUGACCCCAGGGGCUAGGAGACUGAUAAGUUCCUCCACCUCCGCCGCCUGAAGAGGCCGCGACCCUGGAGGGACCUGAGCCCACCGCACCAGGGGCCCCAGCACCGCCCCGGUGGCCUAGAGCAACAGUCUCAGGGACCACUGCAAGGUUUCCAGUUGCCUAGACAACGAGCCGGGGUCAGAGCAACAACCCUUCCAGCCACCUGCCUCGACUGCUGGCUCAGACACCAGUCCCAGCCCCGUGCAUCCAGCCCAGGUGACAUGCCGGUGCUCUCCACCCCCCGGCCCUCGCGGGUGUCCACGCUGAAGCGCACAGCUGUGGUCCUGGCCCUCACGGCCUAUGGAGCCCACAAAAUCUACCCCCUGGUGCGGCAGUGCCUGGCUCCGGCCAGAGGCCCUCAAGUGCCUGCAGGGGAGUCCACGCAAGAGACCUCAGGGGCCACGUCAGCCACAGUGGCCACAGCGGCCAAAGCCGGUGUGAACCGAGUGUUCUUGCAGCGACUCUUGUGGCUCCUCAGGCUGCUCUUCCCCAGGAUCCUAUGCCGGGAGACAGGGCUACUGGCACUGCACUCAGCAGCCCUGGUGAGCCGAACUUUCCUGUCAGUAUAUGUGGCCCGCCUGGAUGGGCGUCUGGCCCGCUGCAUCGUUCGCAAGGACCCCCAGGCCUUUGGUUGGCAACUCCUGCAAUGGCUCCUCAUCGCCCUUCCAGCCACCUUCAUCAACAGUGCCAUCCGCUACCUGGAGGGCCAGCUGACCCUGUCUUUCCGAAGCCGUCUAGUGGCCCAUGCCUACAGCCUCUACUUCUCCCAGCAGACCUACUACCGAGUCAGCAACAUGGAUGGGCGGCUUCGAAACCCUGACCAGUCAUUGACGGAGGAUGUGGUGGCCUUUGCUGCCUCUGUGGCGCACCUGUACUCCAACCUGACCAAGCCACUCCUGGAUGUGGCCGUGACUGCCUAUACCCUGCUUCAAACGGCUCGCUCCCGUGGGGCCGGCACGGCCUGGCCCUCGGCCAUUGCUGGCCUCGUGGUGUUUCUCACAGCUAACGUGCUGCGAGCCUUCUCACCCAAGUUUGGGGAGCUGGUGGCAGAGGAGGCACGAAGGAAGGGGGAGCUGCGGUACAUGCACUCUCGCGUGGUGGCCAACUCAGAGGAGAUCGCCUUCUAUGGGGGCCAUGAGGUGGAGCUGGCCCUGCUGCAGCACUCUUACAAGGCCCUGGCUUCCCAGAUCAAUCUCAUCCUGCUAGAGCGCCUGUGGUAUGUCAUGCUGGAGCAGUUCCUCAUGAAGUAUGUGUGGAGUGCCUCAGGCCUGCUCAUGGUGGCAGUUCCCAUAAUCACCGCCACUGGCUACUCAGAGUCAGAUUCAGAAGCAGUGAAGAAGGCAGCCUUGGAGAUGAGGGAGGAAGAGCUGGUGAGCGAACGCACAGAAGCCUUCACCAUUGCCCGGAACCUCCUCACAGCUGCUGCGGAUGCCAUUGAGAGGAUCAUUUCAUCCUACAAGGAGGUGACAGAGCUGGCCGGCUACACAGCCCGUGUACAUGAGAUGUUCCAGGUGUUUGAAGAUGUCCAGCACUGCCAUUUCAAGAGGCCUGGGGAGCCAGAGGACGCUCAGGCAGCGUCCAGGGCUGUGGUCAGGUCUGGUGUCCGUGUGGAGGGUCCCCUGCAAAUCCGUGGUCAAGUGGUGGAUGUGGAGCAGGGGAUUGUUUGUGACAAUAUCCCCAUCAUCACACCCACAGGAGAGGUGGUGGUGGCCAGCCUCAACAUCAAGGUGGAAGAUGGCAUGCACCUGCUCAUCACGGGCCCCAAUGGCUGUGGCAAGAGUUCUCUGUUCCGGAUCCUUGGCGGGCUCUGGCCCACAUAUGGUGGUGUGCUCUACAAGCCCCCACCCCAGCGCAUGUUCUACAUCCCUCAGAGGCCCUACAUGUCUGUCGGCUCCUUGCGCGACCAGGUGAUCUACCCUGACUCAGUGGAGGACAUGCGAAGGAAGGGCUAUUCAGAGCAGCACCUGGAAGCCAUUCUGGACAUCGUGCACCUGAACCACAUUCUGCAGCGGGAAGGAGGUUGGGAGGCCAUGUGUGACUGGAAGGACGUUCUGUCAGGGGGUGAGAAGCAGAGGAUCGGCAUGGCCCGCAUGUUCUACCACAAGCCCAAGUAUGCCCUCCUGGAUGAAUGUACCAGUGCCAUAAGCAUCGACGUGGAAGGCAAGAUCUUCCAAGCAGCCAAGGAUGCAGGCAUCUCUCUGCUUUCCAUCACCCACCGGCCCUCCCUGUGGAAGUACCACACACACUUACUACAGUUCGAUGGCGAGGGCGGCUGGAAGUUCGAGAAGCUGGACUCAGCCGCCCGCCUGAGCUUGACUGAGGAGAAGCAGCGGCUUGAGCAGCAGCUGGCGGGCAUUCCCAAGAUGCAGCAGCGUCUCCAGGAGCUCUGCCAGAUCCUGGGCCAAGGCCCCAGGGUUGUCCAGGGUGCUGCCACCUGACAGAGGAUCAUGGCUCUGGGCCCUCAGCCCCUGCCCUGCCCCAAGCCCUCGGAUCAUAUGAAGGAAACAGCAAUGCCUGCCUAUCCACUCCCCCACCACCCAGCCCCACCAUAGGCCCGCUCCGCAUGACUUUCCCUCC
Messenger RNA from Miniopterus natalensis, 2749 nucleotides. RefSeq names its product ATP binding cassette subfamily D member 1 (gene ABCD1). Gene Ontology annotation, cellular component: peroxisome; peroxisomal membrane. Gene Ontology annotation, molecular function: ATP hydrolysis activity; long-chain fatty acid transmembrane transporter activity; ABC-type transporter activity. NCBI's taxonomy places the organism in Eukaryota, Metazoa, Chordata, Mammalia, Chiroptera, Miniopteridae. The record is from RefSeq and is a predicted model, not a curated record. Gene Ontology annotation, biological process: peroxisome organization; very long-chain fatty acid catabolic process; fatty acid beta-oxidation.